Dioscorea cayenensis subsp. rotundata (Guinea yam) is the source of this 657-nucleotide messenger RNA. RefSeq lists its product as uncharacterized. The coding region runs from base 20 to 649 and encodes 209 amino acids. Lineage: Eukaryota; Viridiplantae; Streptophyta; Magnoliopsida; Dioscoreales; Dioscoreaceae. The transcript is spliced from 2 exons. The record is from RefSeq and is a predicted model, not a curated record.
UACCAUAGAGGUUUAGAGUAUGUCCUCCAUCACUCGAAUGACCCAUGGUUCUCGUUGCAGUGAACCCAAUCUCGUAGAAGAAGUUCGAGGAGUGGAGGAAGAGGAGGAGGGGAGGAGAGGAGGCGUCAUGGAUGCUGUGGGAGUCUAUGGCAGCAGAGCAAGCUUCUCAAUGGCUGUGGCUGCUCAGAAGCCUGCCACCAAAGCAGCAGGCAUUAGAAAGGGAACAGGAGUUGUGUUCCCCUUAGGCGAGCCAGGUCCUCGACAAACUACUACUAGUAAUGGUCAACCAAUAAAGCUCCUAACGAAUGUUGAAAAUCUCAGGCUCCUAAGCAAGGCAGAAAAGGCAGGGCUACUCUCUGCAGCAGAGAAGUUCGGCUUGUCAUUAUCAACUGUUGAAAGGCUGGGCCUUCUCUCGAAGGCCGAAGAGCUAGGUGUAUUAUCAGCAGCCACAGACCCGGCGACUCCGGGAGCUCUGCUGACACUGAGCCUUGUUUUGUUGGCCUUAGGCCCUGCCUGUGUAUACUUUGUGCCAGAGGACUACCCUUGGGAGGUGAUUUUGCAGGUUGUGGUUGCUUUGGUCAGUGUUAUUGGUGGAUCAACAGCAUUUGCUGCAUCAAAUCUAGUUUCUACUCUGCAGAAAUCCAAGUAGUUUUUUUG